Messenger RNA from Anopheles cruzii, 1844 nucleotides. Its product is annotated as protein glass-like. The record is from RefSeq and is a predicted model, not a curated record. The coding region runs from base 7 to 1818 and encodes 603 amino acids. NCBI's taxonomy places the organism in Eukaryota, Metazoa, Arthropoda, Insecta, Diptera, Culicidae. Gene Ontology annotation, biological process: regulation of transcription by RNA polymerase II. Gene Ontology annotation, molecular function: DNA-binding transcription factor activity; RNA polymerase II cis-regulatory region sequence-specific DNA binding. The transcript has 5 exons.
GGAGCCAUGUACAUAUCGUGUGGGAGUACGGACAGUGCUCCCAUGGAGCCGGAAACGGGAUAUGUCCCGAACAAUCCCCUCUUCGGUAUGCCGCUCGACAGCCCACAGGAAUGUCCAUCGUCCUGUGGUGGUAGUGGCUGUACCAGCUGUCAGGAGAGCGCGGCAUCAUUACCCCUGGCGGGACUGCACGGAUCGGAUUUCAGCGAUUGCGGAAACUGUCUGGACCACAGCGGCGUACUGAGCACCCAAAACGCUCUCGGAGGCUACUGGAACGAGGAUAUGAGUACAUUUCCCGGACUUCCGCCCCUGGAUAUUGAUCCACUUCCGAGUUUGUUUCCCUUCUCACCGUGCGGUGCUUCCUACAACAGACCGGAGCGACCCACGCACGACGUAGCGGAUGUGCUGCUGUCGCUGAAGCACGCCGUCCUGAAGCAGAGUCCCGAUCCGCAGCCAAUCGGGCAGGGUUCGGCGAACUUUGCGCCACCACAAGCGUCCCUUUCGUACACGGUCCACCCGCAGAUGCUGCUGUCUCCGGCCGGCCACCAUGGGCACAACUCGCACUCGCACUACAAUCAGAUGCAAUCGCAGUCGGGGUCGUACGCGACCAAUUACUACGAUUCGUCCUGCGCACAACACGCGGCCCCGAUGUACCCGAGCAUGAGCGUCAACGUGAGCAUGAACAUGACGAUGCACGGGUACGGUGCGGAGGCCUCGGUGCCGAUGCAGUGCUCCCAAAUGCAGUGGGGAGCCCAGAAUGCGUCCUCAUCCGUUAACGUGCUCUAUCCGCCACUGCUCAGCCCGGUGCCCUAUCCGGCCACAACCUACUCUUUCACGGCCGACUUCCGACCCCAGAGUCAAUCAGCGGCAGUGGCCGCUUCGGCACUGUCCCCGUCCCUCGAAUCGCAAUCCCGUAGCUCAAGUCAGGCUUCACAAAAGCAGCAGCAACAUUCGACGCAUCAGCAACAGCAGCCGCAACAGCUGCCGCUUACGCAGUCGCAGCCGCAACAACAACAGCAGCAGCAUCAACAGUAUUAUCACCACGGCCAUGGUCAUCAUGGCUACCAUCAUGCGCACCACCAUCAUCAUCAUCAUUCGCAAUCGGCCACCGCAGCAGCGGUCGCGUCCAUUGAUUGUACGCCGCCCAAGAACAGCACGCCGCCGGAAUUUCCCCUUGACCAGUCGCCCACCGACACAACGGUGGCCGUGGCGGCGGCGGCGGCAGCGGCCGCAGCUCUCAAGAUGAAGGCGGAAAGUGUCCGAUCGCUCGGGCUCGGUUACCUUACGGAGUCUGCCACCAGCGGCGGCCAUCUUGAGGACGAGGAUGAGGAAGAGGCGGCCAGUGGUAGUGGCAGCGAGGAGGCGCCCGGCGGCGACAGCAAGCCCAAUCUCUGCCGGCUGUGUGGCAAAACGUAUGCCAGGCCAAGCACACUCAAGACGCACCUGCGAACUCACUCCGGCGAGCGACCGUACCGGUGUCCGGACUGCAACAAAAGCUUCUCGCAGGCGGCCAACCUGACCGCACACGUUCGCACGCACACGGGCCAAAAACCGUUCCGGUGUCCGAUUUGUGAUAGGCGCUUCUCGCAAAGCUCCAGUGUUACGACGCACAUGCGAACUCACUCCGGCGAGCGGCCAUACCGGUGCCGGGCGUGCAAGAAAGCGUUCUCCGACAGCUCCACACUCACGAAACAUCUGCGGAUUCACAGCGGCGAAAAACCGUACCAGUGCAAGCUGUGUCUGCUCAGGUUUUCUCAGUCGGGCAACCUGAACCGCCACAUGCGUGUCCAUGGCAACAACGGACAAGCGCUGAUUGCUUGACACCAGAAAGCCUCGCAGUUACCGUC